Molecule: messenger RNA, 1481 nt
Organism: Jaculus jaculus (lesser Egyptian jerboa)
Lineage: Eukaryota; Metazoa; Chordata; Mammalia; Rodentia; Dipodidae
Gene: Hao2
Product: hydroxyacid oxidase 2
Exons: 8
Coding region: 59-1117 (352 amino acids)
Molecular function (GO): oxidoreductase activity; FMN binding
Source: RefSeq, a predicted model, not a curated record
GAGUCCUCUAGGCACCACAAUUCCUGAGUACUGGAAGAUCUUUGAAUCAGGUCCAGAAAUGUCCUUCGUGUGUUUGACAGACUUUCAGGCUCAUGCACGGGAGCGGCUGUCUAAGUCAACAUGGGAUUUUAUUGAAGGAGAAGCUGAUGAAGGCAUCACAUGGAAAGACAACAUGGCAGCAUUUAAAAAAAUCCGCCUCCGUCCCAGAUAUCUGAGAGAUGUAUCAAAAGUGGACACCAGGACCACAGUCCAAGGGGAGGAGAUCAGUGCCCCCAUUUGUAUUUCACCCACGGCAUUCCACUGUAUGGCCUGGCCUGAUGGAGAAAUGAGCACAGCUAGAGCUGCUCAGGCAGCCGGCAUCUGCUAUGUCACUAGCACAUAUGCUAGCUGUACCCUCGAAGACAUUGUUGCUACUGCCCCCAAAGGACUCCGGUGGUUCCAACUCUAUGUGCAGUCAGACUGGGAGCUAAACAAACAAAUGGUCCAGAGGGCAGAAGCCCUAGGUUUCAAAGCUUUGGUGAUCACUGUAGAUGCACCUGUAAUUGGCAAAAGGAGGCGUGACAUUAGAAACCAACUGAAUUUGGAGGCAAAGUUAAUGCUCAAGGAUCUUCGGUCACCUGAAGAGAGAAUUUCCUCACGUGUUCAGUUAUCUUCCAUAAAUGCAUCUUUCUGUUGGAAGGAUCUCUCCCAGCUUCAGACUAUAACUCGAUUACCCAUCAUCCUUAAAGGGAUUCUGACAAAAGAGGAUGCAGAGUUAGCAAUAAAGCACAACGUCCAGGGUAUCUUUGUUUCCAACCAUGGUGGACGACAGCUUGAUGAAGUUCCUGCGUCAAUUUAUGCAUUGACAGAAGUGGUGGCUGCUGUCAAAGGGAAAAUUGAAAUAUACUUGGAUGGUGGAGUUCGAACUGGCAAUGAUGUGUUGAAAGCUCUAGCACUCGGAGCUAAGUGCAUUUUUCUUGGGAGACCCAUCCUCUGGGGUCUUGCCUGCAAGGGUGAACAUGGUGUUGAAGAAGUAUUAAGUAUUUUAAAAAAUGAAUUUCACACAUCUAUGAGCCUUUCAGGCUGCCGAUCAGUCACUGAGAUCAGUCGGGAACUGAUCCAGUUCUCCAUAUUAUAAAGAACCACUGCAAGUGCUCAUAGAAUGAAGGCAAACAUCCAACAUUGUGUGUGUAGGAUGGGCCCCAUUCUACCUAGCAGCUGGAGUCCUGCUCCCUCAAAAGGAGAGAAUGUUCAGAUCAACGAGUUAAUAGGUGCAGUAGGAAAGGAGUAAUGACAUAUAAUGCUCUCAAGAAUAACUGAGGUUGAUAAUUUAUUGAAUAUGCCAAAAUAUCUAGCACAGAAAAUGAGGGAUUUUAAAUGUUUCCAACACAUAUAAAAAAUUAUGCCUGAUGUAAUAGGCAUACCAAUUAUCCUGAUCUUCUUAUUAACUGUUCAUAUUCAUUAAAAUGGGACACUAAUACCAUGAAUACAUGCAAUUAUUA